Messenger RNA from Pelobates fuscus (common spadefoot toad), 5696 nucleotides. RefSeq names its product cGMP-dependent protein kinase 2-like. Gene Ontology annotation, biological process: protein phosphorylation. Gene Ontology annotation, molecular function: ATP binding; cGMP-dependent protein kinase activity. The coding region runs from base 493 to 2784 and encodes 763 amino acids. The transcript has 19 exons. Lineage: Eukaryota; Metazoa; Chordata; Amphibia; Anura; Pelobatidae. The record is from RefSeq and is a predicted model, not a curated record.
GCAGCUGCUGUGAAACCUCUUCAGUACAUGGAAGCCCUGAUAUUAACUGCACUUGCCACAGAGCUGGAUGGAAAAUGCAAAGCGUAAAAGCAGUCUUUACAGCCCGUCCCUUGACAUUUCUUCGCCUGAGGUCCAGAUGUGAUCAUUUUCAUGCAAGCCAACGUGAACCAGCCCUGGAAGCCAAAAUGUAAAAUGCAAGCCAGGAAUGUCCACACUGUGCGAUAUCCUGAGAGGGUCUGAGAGCAGUGAACAUCUCCACGAGGAAAAAACACGACAGAAGCGUGUUCUGUAUUGUUGGGCUAAAUGCAGUCAACCUACUGGGACGGAUUGCUGUCUAGUUCAAGGAGAGAGAGGACAUGAACUGGGUUUAGAGUACAUCUUCACCCUGUAUAAGUACACCAUUCAGGAAGAAAACUGAAAGACGAAAUAUGAAAAGAAUACACCUGUAAACAACAUUUACAGUCAUAGUGAAGAACCUUUAACGGCUUUGGGAUGUUCAACCAAAACAGUAUGGGAAAUGGAACUGUCAGGGCCCCUAGAAGGGAGGACAGUUGUCUCUCUUCUAGGAGGCGAGAACACUCUUCGGGUGCCUUCAGUAAACUGCAGGAGACUGUACUACUUCUAGAAGAGGAGUUAAAACAAAAAUGGAAAGAACUUCAGGAAAAGGAUGAUAAAAUAAAGCAGCUUGAAAAGGAAUUAGAACUGAAGUCCGUACAGAUAGACAAGCUGCAGGAUGCUAUUGGAUAUAAUAACAUCCAGCUUUCUCCAAUAGGCAGCCAGAAGAAGAAACUUCUAAGUGUCAUAAACCAAGCGCCUGCUCUAUAUAAUGAGAAGGCACCAGAGAUUCAUAGACGUCAGAAGGCAAAGGAAGGUGUCUCAGCAGAACCAACAUCUCGUCAUUACUACAACCCCUCGUCACAGAACAAUGAUGUUACUUGUGUUCGUAAAGAUUCCAGUGCCAAGAAGCUAAUCACUGGUGCCAUCAUGAAUAAUGACUUUUUGAGGCAGCUCGAGGCUUCACAUGUCCGGCGUAUGGUGGAUUGUAUGUACGAACGUGUAUACAGCCAGUCACAGCUUGUUAUUCAGGAAGGGGCAGCUGGAAACCAUCUUUAUGUUUUGGCAGAGGGGUUGCUUGAUGUGAUUCAGAACAGCAGACUGCUCGGACAGAUGCACCCAGGGACUGCUUUUGGGGAACUUGCAAUCUUAUAUAACUGCAAAAGAACAGCUACGGUAAAAGCGGUAACUGACUCUAAAAUAUGGGUCCUGGACAGGCAGGUUUUCCAGAAUAUUAUGAUGAGUUCAGCACAGGCCCAACAUCAAGAAUAUUUUAGCUUCCUCCGCAGUGUUUCUCUUCUAAAAGACUUACCCGAAGAAAAGCUUUCCAAAAUAGUGGACUGCCUAGAAGUUGACUUUUAUGAUAAAGGAGACUAUAUAAUCAGAGAAGGAGAAGAGGGGAACACUUUUUUCAUCAUUGCCAAAGGGAAGGUAUCUGUAACACAAGCAGUGGAAGGAUCUCAGGAACCACAGCAAAUCAAGUCUCUAGGAGUUGGUGACUACUUUGGAGAAAAAGCAUUGAUUAGUGAGGAUGUCCGCUCUGCCAACAUCAUAGCUGAAGAAGAUGACACGCAGUGCCUUGUGAUUGACAGAGAUACCUUCAAUCAAAUGGUUGGGACAUACCAGGAGCUACAGACUUAUCUGCGAGAGUAUGUGUUCCAGCUUGCACUGAAUGACCACGACAGACGCAAUGCAAGACGAAAAAGCCUCCAUCAUUCAAUUUCUCGGGAUAACUCAGAGGUCAACCAGUUGAGGGAGCUGGUUUCCAGGUUUUCCAGUACAUCACCCUUCCGUUAUUUAGAUGUCAUAACAACUCUUGGAACAGGAGGAUUUGGACGUGUUGAACUGGUGAAAUUAAAAGAUGAAGACAUGACAUUUGCACUAAAAUGUAUUAAGAAAAAACACAUUGUAGACACACAUCAACAGGAACAUGUUUACUGGGAGAAAAACAUUUUACAGCAGAUUAACUGUCCGUUUAUAAUCAGGCUCUACAGGACUUUCAGGGAUGCCAAAUAUGUCUACAUGCUUCUUGAGGUGUGUCUUGGGGGAGAGCUUUGGAGUAUUCUUCGAGACACGGGUUCCUUUGAGGAAGUGAUUGCUAGAUUCUGCAUUGGCUGUGUGUUGGAGGCGUUUGAUUACUUGCACAAUCGAGGGAUUGUCUACAGGGACCUAAAGCCAGAAAAUCUCCUGCUGGAUUCCGACGGAUACAUUAAAAUGGUAGACUUUGGGUUUGCAAAAAAAAUUGGACCAGGAAAAAAGACUUGGACAUUUUGUGGGACACCAGAAUACGUGGCUCCAGAAAUUAUCAUGAACAGAGGACAUGACUUUGGGGCUGAUUACUGGUCACUUGGAAUACUCAUCUACGAAUUGUUGACGGGAAGCCCACCAUUUUCUGGAGCAGACCCCAUAAAAAUUUAUAACAUGGUGUUGAAAGGAAUUGAGAAAGUGGACUUCCCACAUCGCAUUGGGCGACGCUCUGAAGACCUAAUCCGCAGGCUGUGCAGAAUUAACCCAGCAGAAAGACUUGGAAAUCGGAAAAAUGGAAUUAGCGACAUUAGAAAGCAUAAGUGGUUCCAAGGUUUUAACUGGGAAGGUCUACGCAACCGUAAACUGAUCUCCCCACUGAAAAGAGAGAUCAAGGGGAUCACAGAUCACAGCUACUUUGACAGUUUCCUCCCUGAAGCUGAAGACCCACCGGAUGAAUUAUCAGGAUGGGACAAAAACUUCUGAAGAGACCUCCCGCUUAAGAGACAUCACUGAUUAUCUAAGACUGCCUUGGAUAUAAAUUACUGCACUUGUCUAACAAGACUAAUGAAUAAAAAAGAAGAUAACAAUCCAGCAAGUAUGUGCUGAUCAAAAAGAAAACUAUUUGAUAUAUAGAUUUUUUAAUUUUAAGCUUUAGGACAAGGUAUUUAAAGUUUUGCCUUUUAUGGUGAUUUUGCAAGAAAUAUGACAUCAAUUUUCCUCUGCUCUUGUAUCUUUAACAAGGCUGCACCACGAUGCUUCAAAAAUGCACAGGCAUUGUAAUGGCAGCCAUUUUGUGAAGUUAUGUUAGCCCAGUAUUUCUCAGGAGUGCUAUUAUUCUCGCUGAAUGGAAUUAUUAAUGAUCAAUUAAGCAUUGCGUAAUUGCUUCCUUUGCUUUCAGUAAGCGGGACUGAUAUUUUAAGUGACUUUAGAAAUCCUUAAAAAUGCUAAUGAUUUUUCUGAAUGUAACGUGAGGCAUUUUUAUUUAGCACCAAGCUAAGAACAAAUUCUUUAUUGUUAAACUGUAAGCAAAACGGUUUCGUAUUUUUUUUUUCUUGCACUGCUAACCUCAUCUAGGGCAGUGAUGGUGUGAACAUCAACAUCAGCUUCAAUGCAAAAAAAAUAUCUUACUCACUAAAGAUUUUUACUGUACCGUCCAAGACAACUUUUUGUGCCAAUAAAGGGUGCAUUAUCAUAAUUAAUAGAAUAAUAGUACUUAACGUUAGAAAAAUAUAACUAUGCUAAUAUGCUCAAUUAAAAAAAAAAUUGUACUAAGGAACCCCAAUGGUAAUUUCCAUUUCAAGGUCACACUAUAUUAUAGAUCACAGGCUGUUUAGAGCAGACUGUAGAAUCUGAAAUACAUUAUAUAUUUUCUUUGAGUUCUCUGAACAUAUUGUCAUCUCACAACCAAAAUAGCAUUUGUGCAUACUAUUAUAUUGAUCGACUCUUUAAAUGUAAAAUUAGUUCACACAGAUUACUCAUUUGUAAUAAAAUGUAUACUAUAAUAAAUUCACACCUUGAUUAGACUCUUUUCAGUACCAAAAGGAUUUCCACAAAGUUAGGCAGUAUUGCUAAAAUUAAGGCAGGGCCGCUACAUUGUCUAGAAACAGUUGUCUUGAGAGUGAGAAAUAUAUGAUGUGAGGGUUUUCACCAAAGAGGGACCACUGAAAAUACUAUGGCCAUCCAUAUAUAUGGAAACUAACCCACAUCCGUAAAGGUGAUACUAUAUUACUCUAUUUUAACUUACCAAAUGUUCAGUUUUCCUGUAAUUGAUGUAUGCAAUGUUACCACUUUGGCCUGGCAAUAUUUUUUCUCACCAAACAGGGCUAAAGCCCAGAUGUCUGUCUACAGCACAAAUUGGGAAUACUAGUAUGGUAAAUGUCAACCAUACAUUAUACAAAUAAUAAUAAUAUAGCUUGGUGAAUUAUUUCUACAAGCACUGUAAAGGGGAAUUGUCACCUCUGAAUUAUUUGCCUAACCCGAUAGCUAUGUAAGAAUUCCAAGCAGUGUUUAUAUUUUUAAUUUGCAUUUUAUUCCUGGCUGUCCUGACACAACUGGAGCAUAAUGUAAAUUCAUUUUAUACAAAUUAACUGAAGAGAUUAUAUGGUACCCUGAUAUUAUAAUAUUUCAGAUAGGGUCUCAAAUGUUAGUAUUCAAGUAGAAAUACAAUUUUAGCCACAUACAGUAGGUGUGGCAAAAAUGGAUAAGUAAAUUGUUCACAUACUUAUGGUUAGUUUUAAAAAUUGCUAGAAAUUCAACCAGGCUGUAAAAUGUCUGUAUAUUAAAAUAUUGCACACACACAGUUAUACAAGAUAUAUAUACAAUAUAUGGACAAAGAAUCUUUACUGUGUACUGCAUAUGUUUAGAGCCUUGAUUCUCUCUAUGGCUGCUGGAAUGCAGCCUACAAGUUUGACUUACAAACAUUGCUGUGGAUUACAGGAUGAGAGAGUGGGUAAUGUCAGUCUCUCUGUAAAUUCAAAAAACAAGAGCAGGGAAAUGUCUUUGCAGGGUAAAAAUGGUGUUUAGCAGAGAAAGCAAGUGGGGCCUUCUUUUCCAAAAUUAUUUUUCUACAAUUAAAUGUUUUCUAAUUAAAAGUACCCACCUAAGUAUAAACGCAAACCUUAAUUUAUAAUGCAUUAGUCCAUAUUAACCCUUAUCUAGCCCAGCCAUGUCAAGUACUCAUUAAUAUGCAUAAACAUGCUAGGUUAAAUUAAUGUAAAACCUCAUUGAUUAUUUUGGCCAAACUCUUAUUACUAUUGUUGUGAUCAUUAUGCUCUGUAUUAGAAAAUGAGGUGUACCCACGCUACCUAGAGUAGAAAAGAGUCACAUAGUAAUUUUUAUUAAUAUUUAACUAUAUUUUAGAAGCAUUGCAAGACCAGGUUAUGUAACUACUGCUCUUUAAAGGAAGUUGAUAUUAAAAUCUCUGUCAAAAUCAUAACAAUAGAGCUAUUUAAUAUGUCAAGCAAUAGGGAGUCUAUUAAGUAACCAGCCUAAACACAUCAAUAAGGGCAGUAUUAGUUUAUGCUCACACAUCAAUCCUAUACCUCAUAUUCACUACUCAUUAUUACAGAACGCUACAGAGAAAUCAAAGAAACACAAAAAAGUUUUUUCCGAAUGGAUGAGUUCUAAAAGGCCAUGUGUAGGUCUCUUGCUUUGAGGGGCCUCAAUCGAUUUGGAAGCCACAAUCAUGUGAUUCUCAUGCAGACAGCAUAUUUACCAAGCAGCAUGCAAAACCAUAUCACCCACACCACAGCCCCUUUCCCAAAUUGUAGCCAUCAACCUACUUCAGCCCUUAUCCCCCCACUACAUUUCCUAACCCCCCAAUUACGGCCCAUACCCUCCACUUCAGCCCCUGUCCCCUCACAACAUCCCCUAACUUUUUAAUUACAGACACUACA